UGUUAAAAUGUGGUAACCACCAUUUCAAAAAAAUGUGUGCAGCCAAAAUGUAGGUACAAGAUAAAAUAUUUAAGUAGAGCUGACGCCGUGUAAUAAAUACGCUACCUACUUUCAUCCUUUCCCUUGAGUCCCUGGCGAACACUGCAGCUUGGAUGACCUGUUUUUCAUUGUAGUAAAUUAUGGACAAAGAAAGAGGGCACUCGCGUUCAAGCGAAAACUCAGCCUGCUAGAUCAGUGGCGAAGCAAAUAACACAGCUAAGGUGCCAAAGACUGCGUGGUUGAAGAAGAGACACGUUGCUUCACGGAUUCAGGUAUUUGAACUUAAACUUUGUUUUGAAAAUGACCCUUUAUAAUCUUGGGUCGCUUUUAAAAGUUGGAUAUUUUGAGCAGCAAACAAACACUACACUCGACCACAAUAAAUGGAUAUGAUCAGACAAGAGUCGUCGUAGACAUGGUUUGGAUAACGACAUAUAUGAAAAUGAAUUUAAUUGUGCUAGUGUUAUUCCCUGCAUUCGUUUUUGAAAGUGUUUUCACUCAUAACAAUAUCUAUGAAAGGUCGUUGUUGACGAUGGCCUCUUCCCAACGCUCUGUUGCUAGACUGGACGGCGAUAUAAUUAUCGGAGCCCUUUUCUCAGUCCACCACCAACCCCCGGCUGAAAAAGUCCCAGAGAGGAAAUGUGGGGAAGUCAGGGAGCAGUAUGGUAUCCAAAGGGUGGAAGCCAUGUUCCAUACAUUGGACAGGAUCAAUUCUGACCCUACCCUGCUACCAAACAUCACCCUGGGUUGUGAGAUCAGAGACUCUUGCUGGCACUCUUCGGUGGCUCUGGAACAAAGUAUUGAAUUCAUAAGGGACUCCCUUAUCUCAAUUCGGGAUGAAAACGAUGGAUCCAGGUGGUGUCUUGAUGGGUCGACCUCAUACCUCCCCCCAAGAACGAAGAAGCCAAUUGCUGGAGUUAUUGGGCCAGGCUCUAGUUCCGUGGCUAUCCAAGUCCAGAAUCUACUGCAGCUCUUCAACAUUCCUCAGAUUGCUUAUUCUGCAACCAGUAUUGACCUGAGUGACAAAACCCUCUUCCAGUACUUCCUAAGGGUUGUGCCUUCUGAUACUCUUCAGGCACGGGCUAUACUGGACAUAGUCAAACGCUACAAUUGGACAUAUGUGUCUGCAGUCCACACUGAAGGAAACUAUGGGGAGAGUGGAAUGGAAGCUUUCAAGGAGCUUGCCGCCCAGGAGGGCCUGUGCAUUGCCUACUCCGAUAAAAUCUACAGUAACGCUGGGGAGAAACACUUCGACAGACUGCUACGGAAGUUGAGAGAGAGGUUACCUAAAGCCAGAGUUGUUGUGUGUUUCUGUGAAGGAAUGACAGUCAGAGGGCUGCUCAUGGCCAUGAGGAGACUGGGGGUGGCUGGAGAGUUUCUUCUAAUUGGGAGUGAUGGCUGGGCAGACAGGGAUGAGGUGAUUGAAGGCUACGAGCAGGAGGCUGUGGGCGGGAUCACGAUGAAGCUAAAGUCACCAGAGGUCAUGUCCUUUGAUGACUACUUCCUGAAGCUGCGACUUGACACAAAUAUCCGAAACCCCUGGUUUCCUGAAUUCUGGCAGUACCGUUUUCAGUGCCGCAUCCCAGGACACCCACUGGAAAACCAACAUUACAGAAAGAUUUGCACAGGCAAUGAGAGUUUAGAAGAAAACUAUGUACAGGACAGCAAGAUGGGAUUUGUUAUUAAUGCCAUUUACGCCAUGGCUCACGGUCUGCAUGACAUGCAACAGAAUCUCUGCCCAGGACACACAGGACUGUGCGAAGCUAUGGAUCCCAUUGAUGGCAGCAAACUGUUGGAGUUUCUGUUGAAGACUUCGUUCCUUGGCGUUUCUGAAGAGGAAAUUUAUUUUGAUGAAAACGGAGACACUCCUGGCAGGUAUGACAUCAUGAAUCUUCAAAAAGUGGAACCUGGCCGGUUUGAUUAUAUGAAUGUUGGCUCCUGGCAUGAAGGGAUCCUGGAUAUUGACGACUACCGGAUUGAGAUGAACAGGAGUGGGAUGGUGCGCUCUGUGUGCAGUGAACCCUGCUUAAUGGGACAAAUAAAGGUGAUCCGCAAAGGUGAGGUGAGCUGCUGCUGGAUUUGCACUGCAUGCAAGGAAAAUGAAUUUGUACAAGAUGAGUUUACCUGUAAAGCCUGCGACCUCGGCUGGUGGCCAAACGAGGAGCUGACAGGCUGUGAACAAAUUAUUGUAAGGCACCUCGAAUGGAGUACUGCAGAGUCCAUAGUGGCAGUGGUUUUCUCGUGCCUGGGAAUCCUGGUCACUAUGUUCGUCACCUUGAUCUUUGUGCUGUACAGAGACACUCCGGUGGUCAAAUCCUCCAGCCGAGAGCUCUGCUACAUCAUACUGGCAGGGAUUUUCCUGGGUUACAUCUGUCCCUUCAUACUGAUUGCGAGGCCCACUGUGGGAUCCUGCUACCUUCAGCGACUCCUGGUAGGACUCUCCUCAGCCAUGUGCUACUCUGCUCUGGUGACCAAAACCAACAGAAUCGCCCGGAUCCUGGCAGGCAGCAAGAAAAAGAUCUGCACCAGAAAACCAAGGUUCAUGAGCGCUUGGGCUCAGGUUGUCAUUUCGUCUAUCCUGGUCAGUGUGCAGCUUAUGCUGGAGGUGACCCUUGUCAUCCUGGAGCCUCCCAUGCCAGUCCUGUCUUACCCCAGCAUCAGGGAAGUCUUCUUGAUCUGUAACACCAGCAACCUGGGAAUGGUGGCCCCUAUUGGAUACAAUGGGCUCCUCAUCAUGAGCUGCACUUACUAUGCUUUCAAGACCAGAAACGUCCCUGCCAACUUUAAUGAGGCCAAAUACAUAGCAUUCACCAUGUACACCACCUGCAUCAUAUGGCUGGCCUUUGUGCCUAUAUAUUUUGGCAGCAACUACAAAAUUAUCAGCACCUGUUUCUCUGUGAGCCUGAGCGUGACAGUGGCACUGGGGUGCAUGUUCACUCCCAAGAUGUACAUUAUCAUUGCCAAGCCAGAGAGGAAUGUCCGCAGUGCGUUUACCACCUCCGAUGUCGUGCGCAUGCACGUGGGUGAUGGAAAAAUUGUCUGUAGGAACAAUGGUUUACUAAAUAUGUUCAGGAGGAAGAACAACACUACUGGAAAUGCCAAUUCUAAUGGAAAGUCUGUGUCAUGGUCUGAACCAGGUGCAAGACAGCCACCAAAGGGGGAGCACAUGUGGCACAGGCUGUCCGUUCAUGUGAAGAGACAGGAGGCAGGGUCGAAUCAGACAGCAGUCAUCAAACCCCUAACUAAAUCCUACCAGAACAAGAGCCUCAACUUCUCGGACAUGAGCACCAAGACCUUGUACAACGUGGCCGAAGAAGAUGAAAGCGACCCUAUUAGGUACAACAGGCCCGACAGCCCUUCCAUGAUGGUGCACAGGCAAAUUCCCUCCAUGGAGUCACCAAAAGAAGGGGAGCAACCCCAGCUGUAUACACCUGAGCACAUGCAGAACAGCUUCCUUCCCCAGCAGGUCAUAAUGGACCAGCUUGUUAGCAAGUACACCACAAGCAUCCCGGACCUCAACUCCAUGAUUACACUUCCAGGCCCCGGGAAUGGAGUGAGGCCUAUCUACCAGCCCCACCUCAUGCAACAGGUUUUUCCUCUUCAGAUGACCACCUUCAGUGAGCAGCCAGUUUCCCCAGUUGAGGAAGUGGAGAGUGAGCAGUUCAACCUCAUUCAUGGCUACAUGUACGACAACGCAGAGAUCCAUGAGGAGGAGGAGCUGGUACAAAGCAAACUGACACUGGAUGACUCCCCAGCCCUGACACCCCCCUCCCCUUUCAGAGAUUCGAUGGGCUCUGGCAGUUCGGUUCCAAGCUCUCCCAUGUCUGAGUCAGUGCUUUGCACACCUCCAAAUGUGACAUACGCAGCCGUCAUUCUAAGGGACUAUAAGCAGAGCUCUUCUACACUUUAAGACAGUGCAGCAAAACUGGGACAAAAUAAACACAGACCAAUUCAGAAACUUGUGAGUAAACAAGGCCGAAGCAAAAAAUAAAGCACAUGGAAUGUCAAACAAUGCUUUCAAUUUUUAAAGGGUUGUUCAUGCCUUUUUACUCUGGUAGAUUUAAAAAUAAGAAAACAAAAAUUUGAAUAGCUUACGUAACAAUAAGGCAAGGAUGAAGCACAUAAGAAAUCAGAUAAUGAUGUGUGCAGUUGUCUUUUUUUUCUUUUUCUUUUCUUUUUUUACAAUAUCACAGAGCGCACAGCAAUCCUGAGGAAAUGUAUCCUUUUUCACUCUGAAGCCUCUGGAGAAAAUUCAAACUGAAAGUAAUGGCUGGAAGAGAAUUUAUUUGUGUGCGUGUGAUAAAAGCAGGCAGCAGAAAGUACUGGGGAGUGACAAAAGACAAGUCUCUGUAUAGAUGCAACCUUGAAUAGAGGCAAAAGAACAAACACCAAUGGCAGAGCUCAAAAUAGAUAUCUAUAUACACACAUACAAGGACUGUGAUUCUUCAUGCUCAUAUCGAAAAAAAAAAGCCAGGGGUCUGAUUUUCAGCAGUUUGAAAUUGUGGCCUCAUAAUAUAAACUCUUUUUAUAGACUGAAAAAUACAGAUAUAUAGAGGAAUGUCAAAUGUGCCCUUGUGUAGUAUUUAUUGAAAACAUUUCUAAAAUGUUAAAACCAUCUUAAUUUAGUUUUCAUCUUCCAGUGCAUGUUUGAUUGAAUAAUAUACUAGAGAUAAGAUUAAAAAGUCCCUGAGUAGAUAAUCAACCUAAUCAUUCUGCAUUCAAAGUAAAUAAAUUAUCUCUAAUUGUAGAGCAGAUUACUCAAUAAAAUAUUUUGCAUAGAGGGGACGAUUCUAUUUUCAAGCAUUCCAGGUGGGUAAAUGGUUUGCCUGUUUACUGGGGGAAAAAAAAAAAAAAAACUUCCUACCCCAGUAAAAUGGAAAGAAAUCUCCCUAA
Messenger RNA from Acipenser ruthenus (sterlet), 4929 nucleotides. RefSeq names its product metabotropic glutamate receptor 1-like. The record is from RefSeq and is a predicted model, not a curated record. The coding region runs from base 452 to 3946 and encodes 1164 amino acids. Lineage: Eukaryota; Metazoa; Chordata; Actinopteri; Acipenseriformes; Acipenseridae. Gene Ontology annotation, cellular component: postsynaptic density membrane. The transcript is spliced from 9 exons. Gene Ontology annotation, molecular function: G protein-coupled receptor activity involved in regulation of postsynaptic membrane potential; adenylate cyclase inhibiting G protein-coupled glutamate receptor activity. Gene Ontology annotation, biological process: G protein-coupled glutamate receptor signaling pathway; regulation of synaptic transmission, glutamatergic.